CUCCUUUCUCUCUGUGGGGUCGCCUCUAAACCUACUGUGAGCUCUCCGAUGACUUCUGAAAUGGCGUUUCAAAAAUACUCCGCCACCUCUAAACGGAGCAACUCUAAUGGUGACACGGUAGUCGCCGACGAGUCGACUCCCAAGACCCAAUUCGCUCUCCCUAAUCGCAAAACCGGUUCUUUGAGUUCUAAAGAUCGUCACACCAAAGUGAAUGGCCGUAGCCGUCGUGUUCGGAUGCCGGCGCUUUGUGCAGCUCGGAUCUUUCAACUGACUCUAGAACUCGGCCAUCGCUCCGAUGGUGAGACCAUCGAGUGGUUGCUCCGUCAAGCUGAGCCUUCUAUCAUAGCUGCCACCGGGUCCGGCACCGCUCCUGCAGCCCAUGAAAUCUCUUGUGCUUCCGGACCCAUUACCGCUUCUUCGCCUUCGGAAUCUUGUCAACUUCACCCGAGUGGGGUUGGUAGCGGCGGCGGCGUUGCGGGAAUGUAUGCCUUGACGGCACCACAGGCGCCGAGUUACCGGUUGGACAUGUGCCAACCUCUUGGGUUCCAGUAUUCAACUGCUGGAAGAAAUGGGUAUCAACACAUGCCAUUUACUGCAUUACUGUUGCAGCCGCCGUUGGCGGAGGUGGAGAAAGAGCAUCAGGAGGAGGAAGAAGAUAUUAGGAAUCAAGAGUAGAGAUCCCAAAGUAAAGCCAUUAGCUACAUAUAUAAUGUAUUAUCGGGUAGUAUUUUGAAUGGUAUCCUUUUGGUUGUAAAUAAAAUGCUGAAAAAGGAGAAAAAUGAACCCACCAUCGAU
Molecule: messenger RNA, 795 nt
Organism: Hibiscus syriacus
Lineage: Eukaryota; Viridiplantae; Streptophyta; Magnoliopsida; Malvales; Malvaceae
Product: transcription factor TCP11-like
Exons: 1
Coding region: 49-675 (208 amino acids)
Cellular component (GO): nucleus
Molecular function (GO): sequence-specific DNA binding; DNA-binding transcription factor activity
Source: RefSeq, a predicted model, not a curated record